Messenger RNA from Lonchura striata (white-rumped munia), 866 nucleotides. Lineage: Eukaryota; Metazoa; Chordata; Aves; Passeriformes; Estrildidae. The record is from RefSeq and is a predicted model, not a curated record.
AUGACCCCAAACCCACCAAGAAACAAGACCAUCAUCAUGUGGAAGCUGACGCGCGAUGAGACCAACUACGGGAUCCCGCAGCGGGCGCUGCGCGGCCACUCGCACUUCGUCAGCGACGUGGUCAUCUCCUCGGACGGGCAGUUUGCGCUCUCAGGCUCCUGGGACGGGACCCUGCGCCUCUGGGACCUCACCACGGGGACGACCACGAGGCGCUUCGUGGGUCACACCAAGGACGUUCUGAGCGUGGCCUUCUCCUCGGACAACCGGCAGAUCGUGUCCGGCUCGCGGGACAAGACCAUCAAGCUCUGGAACACCUUGGGGGUCUGCAAGUACACGGUGCAGGUGAGAUUCUCACCUGGAAUUUCUCCAUCCCAGGUGUGGAACUUGGCCAACUGCAAGCUGAAGACCAACCACAUCGGCCACACGGGCUACCUCAACACGGUCACCGUGUCCCCCGACGGCUCGCUCUGCGCCUCCGGCGGCAAGGACGGCCAGGCCAUGCUGUGGGACCUCAACGAGGGCAAGCACCUCUACACGUUGGACGGCGGCGACGUCAUCAACGCUCUCUGCUUCAGCCCCAACCGCUACUGGCUGUGCGCCGCCACCGGGCCCAGCAUCAAGAUCUGGGUGAGGAGAAGACAACCCCACCGGGGCAGUGGGACAACCCCCACGGGUGCUCUGACCUUUCACCCCCAGACCCUCUUCGCCGGCUACACCGACAACCUGGUGCGGGUGUGGCAGGUGACCAUCGGCACCCGCUGACCCAAAAUCCGCCUUUUUCACCCCAAAAAUCGAAAAGUCGCCGCCGGAGUCGCUUCCCGUCACCUCCGCAAAGAAAUAAAAGAAAAAGAAAAAUAAAAAUGAAA